Molecule: messenger RNA, 5454 nt
Organism: Lates calcarifer (barramundi perch)
Lineage: Eukaryota; Metazoa; Chordata; Actinopteri; Centropomidae
Gene: midn
Product: midnolin
Cellular component (GO): nucleus
Molecular function (GO): protein binding
Source: RefSeq, a predicted model, not a curated record
CGCGCUUAGAACCAAGAAGUAUACCGGUGUGUCAACAGCACGCGAGAGGCAUCUUCGGACAUAACUGCAGCUCCUUAUUGGCCAGCUGUCCUGGGGUCUGGUGCGCAACGUCGCGCGUUGGACACGCACCGUCCUGUCAGAGAAUUUACCCAGUGGAUAUUCAAGUGUUUGGAUUUAAUUAAGAGUUUUAUCACUGUCUGUGUUUACGUUACAUGCCAAACCUGGGGGAACAGACUGGAACACAACAGACUUUUGCGCGAAGCUUCAGAGUUUUCGCCACAAUAAUUGGUUAUCGGAUGGACCAGCACCCCAGCGCCCGGAGCUGCACCAGUCGCGGGGCUUCGUCCUGCGAGGCCGUCCCGACUGAGCCCUCAAUGAAUCUGUACAUCCACUCCACCACCGGCACACGCUUCGAGCUCUCCCUGCCCCUGGAGGAGACCGUGGAGGGACUGAAGAGGAGGCUGUCGCAAAGACUCAAAGUACCAAAAGAGAGACUCGCUCUGCUACACAAAGAAACGCGACUAAGUUCAGGCAAACUCCAGGAUCUAGGAAUCUCUGAUGGGAGCAAGUUAACACUUGUACCCACAGUUGAAGCAGGAUUAAUGUCUCAAGCAUCAAGACCAGAACAGUCAGUAAUGCAAGCCUUGGAGAGCUUAACAGAAACUCAGGUCAGUGACUUCCUGUCCGGCCGCUCCCCCCUCACCCUGGCACUGCGUGUGGGUGAUCACAUGAUGUUUGUCCAGCUCCAGUUGGCAGCGCAGCAGUCCGGCGGUCCCCAGCUCCAGCACAGACACCUCAUCACCCGGGGCAACGCAGAGACCGCAAUGGGGCAGCCCGCGGGGCAGCCCCGUGUUCCCCACCCUCACCCUCAUCCGCACUCCCACCACCACCACCCCCACCAUCCACACAGUCACCCCGGCCCCCACUUGUCCCAGCCUCACCCAGUCCCUUCCUCCCCCUCUUCCCCAGGCUCCCCUUCCUUCCCCCUGCCCUCCACGCACCACCAGCCGCUCCCUCCCAUGUACCACCAGUCGCCCUCCUCUGCUCAUUGUAGCCCCCCUACUCCUCCUCCUCAGCCUCACUCCCCUCGCCCGUCCCACAUCCCUGGAGGUCUUUUCCGCUCUCCAGCUCAUCACCAUCAUCACCACUACCACCAGCCUUCCUCAGGCCAACCCAGCCACGACAUCAGCCAGGCCAGUCCUGUAGCCCCGGUCCUCUGCCCUGAGGCUAACUGCAGCACCAGUAGCCCUACCAGUGGCACCAGUCCUCCGGCACGCUCCCGUAAACCUGGCGCCAUCAUUGAGAGCUUUGUCAACCAUGCUCCCGGAGUCUUCUCAGGGACCUUUUCAGGCACUUUGCACCCUAACUGCCAGGACAGCAAUGGGCGUCCCAGACGAGAUAUCGGUACCAUCCUGCAGAUCCUCAACGACCUCCUGAGCGCCACGCGCCACUACCAGGGCAUGCCCCCUUCCCUCACCCAGCUUCGCUACCAAACCCAGUGUGGUUCGCCCACUUCCCCGUCCCCCUCCCCGCCUCCUUCGCCCCCAGUUGCUGGCAUGACGGGCCUCUCUGCCAAAGCUACCUCCGUGCCUGCCAGCAGCCCAAGCAGCCCUCCGCCGACUCUUCAUCCGCUGGUGCAGUGCCAGAGCCAGAUCCGCAUGUGCAAACCCCCUGGUGACCGUAUUCGUCAGACCGAGAACCGUGCAACCCGCUGUAAGGUGGAACGCCUGCAGCUGUUGAUGCAGCAGAAGCGCCUGCGCAGGAAGGCCAGGAGGGACCAGCGCGCUCCUUACCAGUGGCUGCCCAACCGCAAGGCGGGACGCAGCAACAGCAACAGCAGCAUGUCCAGCGAGGGCUCCCUGGACCUGGACUUUGACGAUUCAGUGUGGAAACCCGACGUCAAAGCUGAUUUGAAGUCCGAGUUCGUCAUGGCCUGAACCAUCUGAUCCCUCUCACUGGGGGAUAGAUUGAAAGAUGUGCAAAGCAUUGCCUGGGAUUUACUUAAAGAUAUAUUUUGAGGGAGUGGAUUUGCAGGAAGUGAUACAGAACUUUGCAAAGAGGAUAUCAAAGUCGUCCUUGUGACUGGCAUCUGUCACAUGAGAAAAAAAGGCUCUCUGCAGACUUUAAUCCCACUCUGUCCUUCACAGUUGACCUUGUGAAAAACAGCAACAAAAGCAACAUAACUUUCUUGUCGUGCUUGGAUUUGGACAGGCAACAAUCGGACUUAACAGUGUACAAGACUUUUUAAGGUAUGAUCACAGAGAACAUACCUGAACUCAAGCAUAGCAGAAUUCAGUGGGUGGUGGUGGUGGUGGUGGUGUUUCUUUUUUUUGUUUGUUUUUUGUUUUUUUUUAAGCGCACUCUGGACAGCAAUGAAGAGAUCCACACUGGACUUAUUAAAAGGACAGGAGCACCAGAGGCCUCAGUGUUUCCUAAUCACAAGAAAGGCAGAACUGCCGAACUAUGGAUUAUUCCAACGGGCAUUCUUUUCGAUCUCAAAACUCACCAACCAGAGUCCAGUUUUUACUUGUUACGGGGUGGUUAAACUUUGUUUUUCUUUUUUUCCAUUUUGAAACAUAUUAUAUUUUAUAAACAAAAAAUAUGUAGCAUUGUUCACAAAGCAUUCAGGUUUUCAUAUAACAGUUCAAAGUAGUUGUUGAUUUGCACAUUUUCUUGAUUUAUAACAGCUGGUCAAAGUGUGCAAGAAGGAGGUGGGGCCUGAAAUAGAAUUAAAAAAUGAAUAUGGAAGUAUUGAUAUCAACCUCAGUGACAUAGGGUAUUGAUAGGAAUGAUUAACGAAUAAACAAAAUGAAUUAAUAUUAACAGAAAGUGCUUUAGAGGAUUUUAAAAUCUUUAAAAUGUAUAUGGAAAAAAAAUCUAUUUUUAUUUCUCCUCCUAUCUGCUGUUUUCAAAAAACAGCAGCCCUCUGUGGCUUUAGUCAAGUCGUUGACUACUAACAAAUACAUCCAUUCAAUCAUUCAUUAGCUCAUUCAUGAAUUAUAGCCGUCUAGCCACAACAAAUGAUACGGAAAUACAAUUUUUCAUCCAGCCCACCUCAUGUCUUACAGACUUGAAUGGACUUGUCGAGGGUUUGUAUUAGUUUGUGUACAUAAAUGUGACAAUUGGCAAAGGUUUAUGAGGGUGUGUGUAUGUUUGACUUUAGUGUAAAUUGAUUUAGAAUAUCCCAUGUUUUUGUCCGAGUCGUCUUCUCCUAAUUGGCCCCAUAGUUUCUCGAAAUCACGAAGAUCAGCCGCAGUGAAUGCAAGGUUCACCACUUUAUAUCAUAACAGGAUAAAACUUCAAAUUCUAAGUCGGCUCCCAGUUCUAGGCCCAGUUAAGGUCUACCUUUACCACAAGUCCUCAUAAUAAUGACUAUUUUUUUAUUGGCAAAGAGGGAGAAGAGGUGGGAUCUGUAUCCAGCAUCAUUAUCUAGUGCCUCCACCAGUACAUCCAUUGACAUAUCAGGUUAGGCCUUUCACAGUUUUGCUGCUACACAUGUGGACUUUAAAUGAAAAAAAUAAACAAAAAACAAAACAAGUGGGAGGGGAAAAGUGACUUUUCUUUGCAUGCAGAAGUGUGAAAUUACACUGAUCUUUUUUCUAUUGAUGGAAGAAAAAAAGAAACUGGUGCUGUGGGAAUGAAGGUUAACAACAUGCAUGAAUUUGUGAAGAAAAUAAACAAUGCUGCUUUUGUUGGUUAGGUUUUUUUGUAACUUUUAUUUUUCAAUGUUAGAACAACAGUGUCCUGCUUAAGUAUUGCGACGCAAAACCAAAACAGAUGAAGUUAAGUGUGGACUCGACGUCUUGCUCAGCACUGAACAUUCCUGUUGUGUGACAAUGAAGAUGAUGAUGAUGAGCAAAGAGCAACUGACUCUCUCUUCUCUACUCCCUGAACGCUGGUUUUAUCCCCCAUGACUCUCAAGGACCCAGACGGCCUACGAACUGUUAAGCCACCUCCCCCCAACCUGUACGCCAACCAGAGUCUCGCAUGGACGUAUUUGUUUUUUUCGCAGGGAACCAACAGGCCAGCGGAUUUGCAGUACUGUCCGUCAGACUCACUCGAGAGAAGCACCUGUCUUGGCGUCUGUCUCUUUGUCCGUCUUUCUGUCUGAUCAAUUGACCACCCUACCACAAUUGCACUCCCAGAGAUUGCAGUGAGAGAUUACCUUUUUGGUGAACCUCAUCUUUUUUUUAAGUGGCCUUACCUUUCACUAAAAAAAUGAGACACUUGGGGACAAUGGGGGCGGGUUUUUUUUUUCAGUUUUUGUUUUUUAAACUUUCUGUGUGUAUCGUUGUCAGACUUGUCAUCAAGGCGCCAUUUUUUUGUCACUGAGGACACUGGGCAUCUGUUGUUUAGUGCUUUUAGCUGGUGGAGUCUCUAUUAUGUCAAGGCUUCUGUGCCUUAAAAAUAUUGCCCUUGCAGUGUCAGUGUCAGAUUUAAGCUUGUUUUCUUUGGUUGAUACACACGACUGUAGUAUUCGCAGCCAUGAGAGUCGUAGAUUUUAGGGGUAAAGCUUGUUUGAGUGAAUCAAAUACUAUUCAAAAAAAAGUUGGUGUUGUUCCUCAAAUACUGUCUUUGUCCCAUUUCUUCAUUGUGUCGCCAUGCUUGUUGGUCUCCGUUGUCCGAAAACCUCACAUCCCUCUUAACUCAGCUCUCCCACCAACAAGCUGCAAAAAGCUACAGAUCUGUGUAACUUAUGUUAACCGAGGAAGUUUACACCACAGUACUUAGAUGGCAAGAAACAGCCCUAAUUCAGAGUAAGAAAGGUCCUCUGAGGACUCCAGACUACAUGCACUUCCUGUUUCCUUGGAUAUGACAUAAUGAAAGGACAGUUUAUCCCCUGCCCCUCCCAAAUGUUAUUUAAUUUUUUUUCUUUUUUUUGUAUAUGUAUGAACUAUACUCUGUGUGUGCCUCACUUCUGUGUGAAACUCAAAAAGAUGAAACAAAACAAAAAAGAUGACAAAAGCAUUACAGAGAGGGUAAAAAACAGUAUGUUGGUGGAAUUCUGAUCAUGUCAUUUAAGUUGCCUGUUCUUUCUUGUAGCCAACUAUUGAAAAUAACAGGAUUCAAGAAUACAAUUUACAAUGUUCUAGCUCUAGACCGGUGUAGCACAUGUGUGACUGUAUUAAUUUAUGAAACCAAAAUGGUAACUGUGAAUUACGUAUUUCUUUGUGCAUUUUUUUAAAAAGUUGGGGAGAAGGUUGUUGGGACAUGGCAGCAGCUGAUGUCCGAAAAAAAACUUUUUUUUGUUUGUUUUUUUUUGUUUUUGGUGGAAUAUAAUGGAAACAACAUGUUUCCGAAAAAGAAAAAAAAUGAAAAAAAAAUGAAAAAAAGAGAAAAAAAAUGAAAAAAUAUAUGAAUAUAUUUUUUUUCUUAAGCAAUACAUUUCAGUGUGACUUGUGAUAGAACAUUUUUCUUUUUUUAGGUAAUAAAUAAAAAAACAAAAUGAGUACA